UGCGCUUGUGUUUUCUUUGGUUGGUUACAGCAGCAGCCAGCAGCAGCAGCGGAGCUUCCGAUGAAAAUAAAAAAUAGUCCAUUAGCAAAAACGGGAUAAAGGAGGGUAUCGGCGUAUGUUUUAGGCUCGUGAUAUCUUAUGGCAGUGAGCAAAUGAUAGCGUGAAGUAAAUCGGUGGUUAAUAAAGGUUCAGGACGCCGCGUUGGGUUCGCAGUCGGGUUAUUGGGGCGGCCUCCAAGGCCUCAGCCAGAGGAGUCUGAAGACCCGAGCUGCACGUCGCGACGGUGCAGCACCUCCAUUAUCCAAAUCCGGCGAGCUCUCGCCGUUGUGUUUAACGUUUACCUCGACACCCGGCAAGCAUACCGGCUAUCAGCCGCGAGAUCCCGACCGCCGCUAUUUGCUUGUUUGCAAACACGCCGUCGUACGCGUUUCAUACACAAGUAUGUCAUCCGGGGCUGGAUCAAGUGGCACAGGACGAGGCCGAGGUUCCUCUUUGGCAGAUAAUAAACCAGAAAACAAGGAGGCAAAACCAAAUCCAAAAAUGUCUAAGGCGCUGGGAACUUCUGCGAAAAGGAUACAAAAGGAACUAGCUGAAAUCACUUUGGAUCCUCCACCUAAUUGCAGUGCCGGGCCUAAGGGGGACAAUUUGUACGAAUGGGUAUCCACUAUAUUAGGACCACCUGGCUCUGUCUACGAAGGAGGAGUAUUUUUUCUGGAUAUUCACUUUUCUCCCGAAUAUCCCUUCAAGCCUCCUAAGGUCACGUUUCGAACACGCAUUUAUCACUGUAAUAUAAAUAGCCAAGGAGUAAUAUGCCUGGAUAUUCUGAAGGACAACUGGUCGCCUGCCCUCACCAUUUCUAAGGUUCUACUCUCCAUCUGUUCUCUCCUCACAGACUGCAAUCCAGCUGAUCCCUUGGUCGGUAGUAUAGCAACGCAAUAUCUGCAAAACAGGGAAGAACACGAUCGUAUAGCACGACUCUGGACCAAGCGCUACGCCACAUGAACAUUUAUUCAACUCUUGAAUUCGUCUCCUAUUAGCCUCAUGCCAAUAUAUCACCAGCUGUGAGCUCUUGUUGUUACCUGGCUGAUGUAAUCCUUAAGAUGUUUAACUAGAACUGCUUAAUCAGGGCAGCUUUGAACAACAGCUGAGGUGUACAAACUUGAGAACAGCUAUCGACGUAAAUGUGUUGUGCUUUUAUGUUGAAUUGAGUAUGUCAUGUGCCUAAGACGAAUGAGUGUUAAAAUGAACGAGCAAACGAAGUAAUAAGAGUGAUCGAGUGUAUGUUUGAUUAAACUAUAAAUCGGCAUGAGCUUGGAGAAUUUCAACCCAAACUAUGACAAGCUAGUAUUUAAAUUGAUCGUAUUGUGAAACCAACAAUACUGUCCGAUUAUACUGAUACUUUUAGGAUAGGAGAGGUCACGAACUAUAAUAAUAUUAAAUGAUAAACUGUAAGUAAAUACCUAGGUACUUAGAUAUUAAGAUGCGAAUAUAGAGGCCCAACUCUCUCACACCCCGACGAUCAUACCUUUCGCCACCACCCCUCCAAUAUUUUUGUAUACGCUCAACUUUAAUAUUGUCAUCAUAAUUUUUAAUUAUUAAGGUAAUUUUAUAUUUUUCCAUCAUUCAUCACUCAAUUGGUAUUAUUAAUCGUUGUGUAAAGACAUUGAUUUUACGAAAAUUAUUUU
Diprion similis is the source of this 1685-nucleotide messenger RNA. It is a transcript of the gene Ubc2, whose product is annotated as ubiquitin-conjugating enzyme E2-24 kDa. The transcript is spliced from 6 exons. Gene Ontology annotation, biological process: protein polyubiquitination. Gene Ontology annotation, cellular component: nucleus. NCBI's taxonomy places the organism in Eukaryota, Metazoa, Arthropoda, Insecta, Hymenoptera, Diprionidae. Gene Ontology annotation, molecular function: ubiquitin conjugating enzyme activity. Bases 442 to 1002 code for a protein of 186 amino acids. The record is from RefSeq and is a predicted model, not a curated record.